CCUUCCUUCCCCCAGUGUUUGUGUCUAUCCCGAUUGUUUUUCGGGUGUCAAUGACAACGAGUAGACAAGCGGAAGACUCGGAUGUCGGAGAAAUAAACAAUGGCUACCUCGACUGAUCUCCACACUCUUAUCCAGUUGGAAGAAGAUGAGGAAUAUGACUUUGAGCUGGCACAACGCCGCAUGGAGGCUGAGAGAGCUGCUAGGGAGGAAGAAGCAUUCAAAAAGAACACCCUGAAUCUGGAUAUCCCCCCACUUCCAAGUGGAAAAACACACCAUCUUUUCAUUUCUCAUAGUAAUGAUCCUCCGGAUGAAUUGGCAUGGGCAGAGCAACUGGUCAACACCAUGGAGCGAGACUAUGGCUUGAAAUGCCUUUGGCCAAAACGAGACUUUACCCCCGGCCAUGAUGUUGGAUCCUUGAUACAGAGUGGAAUCCUGUCUUCUGUGAAGGUUGUCUUCAUUCUGUCUCCUGCUUCCAUGGAAAGCCGAUGGUGCGAAUAUGAACGGAAUUUUGCGUUUGGCAUUUCUGUUGAGAGUAAAGAAAAUCAGAUAAUUCCUGUAAUGUUUAGCCAGUGCGACUUUCCUGGCAUUCUGAAGACCCUGAAUUAUAUUGAUGUGCCUGCCGGAGAGGAAUAUGCCUUCAAAAUUCGUCGAUGCUUUGACGAAGACACACGUGAUAUGAAGUACCUCGUACCUGAAAUCAAACAUCGGGAAAAGAAUAUAGGACCACUGAAUGGACAAAGUGUUCAGAUAUUUGGAGGAAAACGUGUGAAAUCCUGGAGAGGGCCAGCAUGGUGGUUUUCAAGUCUUGACCAGCACCAGCGUUACCAGCUACGCCAGCUUGGAAGCAAGUUUGCUGAAAAAACUUAUUAUGAAGCAAGUUAUGUGAUCAACAACUCAUUUCGGAUGAAAUACUUUUCCCUCUUCAAUUCCUGCGGCCGCUGCUGCAGUUGGUACUGCAUCAGUUUCGUCUUGUGGUUUCUUGUGGUAGCAUUCAUUGUGGGUUUAAUACAUUCGACACGGAGCCGUCUGUAUGAUGCCACAUUUAUGUGGUUUGGAAUUGUCCCAGGGCUGCUAACUGCGCAAAUAAUCGCAAGUUGCAUCAUGAUGAAAAUGGCUGAAAGACGAGUACAGAAGUGGGUACGCAACUACAGCCUUCGACAUGUCUUGGAAACGAACAUCUUCAUACAUGUCGACUUCACUAAACCCUCUAUACACAUAAUGUACUACAACAUCAAACCUUGUCUGAAGUACAUCUGUGACAAGAUGCAUGAAACUCUAGUAGACGGAGAUGAAACCUGCCAAGACGUGAACAAAGAGGAAACAGCUCGUACCAUUGGAAGACGCAAAUUCUUCUCAUUUAUUGAAAGCAAUUACGAAAGCCUCUUUUCUUCCACCUUUAAUGAAUCUGUUGUUGCAAGACAUCCUACGUCUCGUCAGAACAAAUGCAUUUGCGAAGUACUGGAGAAGGUGAUGUUCGAUGAAAAGAAAAAAACAGAAGCUCUUGGGUUGGAGUGUCGAGGUUAAGCCACAAAUAUGAAUCCAGAAGUUAACUUUAUGAUUGUAAUUGUGCCAUUCACUGGCAAAUUAGUACCCUAAUUAAUUCAUCAAACAUCAUGGCAAUUCAGUUACACUUGAAGUCGAUUUCAAAAAUGGUAAAAUUGUGAUUUUGUCGACACUUGUUGAUAUUUGGUGAGAAACGGAGAAUGUGUCAGUGAUACCAUCCACUUCUCGCCAUUUGAUUUGUGUUCAUUAGAACAGUAAAAUAUGUCACGCUAGACGCUGUUCACACGUUUGACUUGAGGUUGUGAACUCAACACUAGUUAUACAUGUUAUGACUUCUUUCUACGCAUAUUUAGAGUGAGUGAGUGAGUUGGGUUUAAUGCCGCUUUUAACAGCAUUCCAGUUAUAUCACGGCGUGUCAGCUUACUGUGGGAGGAAAGCCCGAAGUGAUGCAGGUCUCAGACG
Molecule: messenger RNA, 1965 nt
Organism: Haliotis rufescens (red abalone)
Lineage: Eukaryota; Metazoa; Mollusca; Gastropoda; Lepetellida; Haliotidae
Exons: 9
Coding region: 100-1524 (474 amino acids)
Biological process (GO): signal transduction
Source: RefSeq, a predicted model, not a curated record